AUGCUUCAACGACCCCUCCCAUGCCGGGCUGCCUCUCCUCCCUGGCCUGCGUUUCUUUCCCUCCGCGUGGUCGCCUUGCGCCCUGCUUUGCAUCGCUUCUUCCGCACGCCGUCCGACGCUCCACCGUCGCAUCCCACCUCACAUUCCCUGUUCUUCGCACUCCACCUUAGUGGCAAGCGGCCAGUGUUGGGUACUGAUAAGCUUCUGUGCCUCAUCCUCUUUCACAAUCUCAUCGCGCUUCAAUCCUCAGCACAUUUUACACCAACGUUCUCGCACUCCUCCGCUUCGCUCCGCGCCUCUCCCUCUCAGCGUUCCUGCGAGUUGUGCACCCAACCGGCCGCACUCCGCUGCGACGCGGAUUCCGCGUUUCUCUGUGCGGCGUGCGACGCGGCAGUGCAUUCCGCGAACUUCAUCGUGCUCCGCCACUCGCGCCACCUGCUCUGCGCGCUCUGCAGCAGCCCCACCAGCUGGGAGGCGCCCUCGCCGUUCCAACAACCCGCCGCUGCGGCGCAGACGCAGGUUCUGUGCGAUUCGUGUCUGGCCGUGGGCGCGGUUAGCGGCAUUACCGGAAACGCGGUUUUCCACACCCCGAGCGCGAUGAGCGCGAGCAUGGCUGUGUCGCUCCUCCCCCUCCAUACAUACGCAGCCGCGCUUUCUAGCUCUGCGUUCGUUCCUUCGCCCCCGUCGAAUGUCGCACCUGAAUCGCAGUCUCUCGCGAAGCGGCACAAGGCUAACCCGGAAAACCUCUUGGCGUUUGCCCAAUACCCGCCCCACGCAAAACUCUUGCAAAUGCAAUCUUCUGCAGCAGCAGCAGCAGCAGCAGCUCCCUUCGCUGCUACUCGCAGGAACAACCCUUUCGCAGAACAGCCUGGGACUCUUUCGCAACAGCAGCCCGCUCUCGCCCAGUCUGGCGUGGUUGCUGACGUAGCGGGUGUCGUUCCGGAUCUAAACGAAUCCCUCUGUAACGAGAAUCAAACGGUACCUGAUGCCUCCACGGGAAAGGGACAGCGACAGGAGGAGCACGUAGCGGGGCAGGCGCAGAACGUUCUGGGGGGAAGCUGUGCGAACGGGCAGGGUCGGAAUGUUCUUGGGCAGCUUGCAGCUGCCCGACUAAAGCGCGUUCUCUCCUCCUGGUAUGCCAGGCUCGCGCUUCGUGGGCCGCACGUGUCCGAUCUGGCGUUCCACAUCUUCCAGAAGGUUCUACGAAAGCUCCAGCCCGGCCGGGUGGCAGCCGACUCGCUGAGGGUGACGCUAGCGGCGUGCAUGUGGACGGCUGCUAAGCUAGACGACAACCAGAAGACGCUGCCUAGGGCAUCUGACGUGGCAGCGGUUGCCCGCGUAUCAGCUCAGCGCCUGCAGGCUGCUGAGCUGGAGGUGAUGAAGCUGGUGGAUUGGAGGCCCCUGGAGGGGUUCACAGGAUUUCAGGAAUGA
This is a messenger RNA of Closterium sp. Yama58-4, 1431 nucleotides long. The record is from the annotation of a GenBank genome assembly. NCBI's taxonomy places the organism in Eukaryota, Viridiplantae, Streptophyta, Zygnematophyceae, Desmidiales, Closteriaceae.